Messenger RNA from Lichtheimia ornata, 2388 nucleotides. RefSeq lists its product as uncharacterized. Gene Ontology annotation, molecular function: protein binding. Lineage: Eukaryota; Fungi; Mucoromycota; Mucoromycetes; Mucorales; Lichtheimiaceae. The record is from RefSeq and is a predicted model, not a curated record. The transcript has a single exon. Bases 1 to 2388 code for a protein of 795 amino acids.
AUGUUCCUUGCAUCGGCUCAAGUGCUAUGUCGCAAUUGUCUCUAUCGAAGGUUUCCAGUCUCAGCGAUCACCACGACUGCUCGCAAGGCGCGCUUUUCAGUAGUCGAUCUAACCCUUUCAAGGGCCACCAUCAGAACAACAACAACGACUCGUCCUACUCUUUCCUCCAACAACACCUUUCGUAUUCCCAACCUUUAUCAUAGACGUACUCUGAUUAUUCAGUCUGGUACUGCACAGCAACAACAGCAACACACCUCUUCUUCAGAGCCGGUACAACAACUACGGCUGAAGCUCUAUAAACGAACAACACCAUCAUCAUCAUCUUCAUCAUCAUCACCCAAUCCAAAGAAACGAGGAAGUAAGCAACAACGUGUUCGAAAUGCCAUUGCACGGCGUAUAAAACGACGACGUAUUGUCGAGCUAUAUCAAGUGAUUCGAGAGGAUCCUCUUUUAUUGGAGCAAUUGUCAUCUGACGACGUGCGUGCUAUGUUGUCAAUACUCAUACCUCAUCCUGAUGACGAAGAUACAACACUCGCUUUCCAAGUGAUGGAUGAUCUCGUUGGACGACGUGCUGAUUUAUUUUCCCACAACGAGUUUGAGCCCUUAAUAAGGCUCUAUGUCGACAGCGGUCAAGUGGAAAAGGCUGAAACCAUGGUACAACAAUGGAUGGAUGAUGGACAUGUACUACCGGAGGAUGCGAUGGCGACUUUGGUUGCUGGAUUGGCACGUGAUGGAAGGAUGACGCAUGCGGAAGGAUGGCUCAAGGAGAUGCAAGUGCGUGGAUACGCUACAACGAAUGCAUUGGUUGGACGUGCGAUGAUUGAAGGAUGGAUCAAGCUUGAUGAUUGGAUCAAGGCUGAUGAAACGGCGAAGCGAUUUUGGGAUAUGGAUGUGAUAGCGGCUUUGGACUAUUGCGGCAAGCAAUGCGUGGACGAAUGGCGCUUGGCGGAAGCAACUCGGUUCCUAAGAUACAAGUUACAACAUGGCAUCGAAGGCACAUCACUUGCUUCAAGGAUUAUCACAAAGUGCUUGUACACAUUUCGUAUGAAAACGGCUACGGAUUUAUUGUUGGAUACUUGCAAAUACAACGAUUUGGAUGCGGCACGUGUGGUGACCAAGAAGCUGCUUGAUUACUAUAUCCAACGCAAAGACAUGCGACAUGCAAUGUGGGUGUGGGAGACGACACGUGAUCUACCCGCUGUGGUGUCAGAAGAACAACAUGCCAAGUUAAUGUCAGCAUUUGCAGCCAGCAACUAUCACGAACAUUUGAUGAAGUUAUAUCGACAUGUUGCGCCUCGAUACCCGGGAGUUCUUUCUGUGGAUGUAUACAACAGUUGCCUAAGGAGCUUUAUCAACGUCAAGGCUUUUGAUUACGCGCUUGAGGUUUUUUCCGACAUGAGAUCCCACAUACCUACCGACGCCAUGACGAGGAAUACCUUUUACGCCAUGUACAGCUUAUGCGCUCAGACCGGCCGUGUGAAAAUGUUUCGUGAAUUAUUGAUGAUGGCAGGGGAAAUCGAUAUGGAGCUUGACUACAAGACCAUGAACGCUGUUAUGGCUUGUUAUUUGGUGGCAGAUGAUGUUGGAUCAGCAAUGCAAGUAUUUGAGACGAUCACCUCUACCCAUGGACCCGACUGUGUGGAUUACAACCUUCUCAUGCGUGCAACAGCUAUCAAUGAGGGUGAAAGUGUGGAUCUGUCAAAGCUUCUCAAGGUGUUGCAAUACAUGAACAAGCUCAACAUUGAACCUGAUCGAACCACCUUUCGAACAUUGCUCACCAUCUAUCGUGGCGCUGAUAUCGAAAAGCAGCUCUUUGAUCAGCUCUUACAGGAUCAAUAUGCCACCCGCCAAGACGAGAUUUUCUUGAACAACAUGGCCCUCACGCGUAUUGUGGAAAACCAGGGACCAGCAAAGGCAGCAAAAAUCCUAUUGAAAAACGACCGACGCCAUCUCUUCCCUUCUGUACCUGAGGACACACCCAUUCACACCAAUGGUUUGACGUACAAGUUGAUUAUGGAUGCAUUGGUGAAAUCCCCACGUGGUGCACAUAUUGCAAAUCGGAUCUAUCUUGACAUCAAGAGCCGAGGAUGGUUACCCUAUCGACCUGUGUACGAAGCAUUGAUCAUUUGUUGGGCAAGGAAAGGUCGUUUACAACGAGCAAGACGCAUCAUGCAGGACAUGGAGCAGGAUUUGCAUAUCAAACCGGAUGUCAAGAUUUAUACCAUGCUGGUCGAUGGUCUUUUAGCACAUAACCAUACACACCAUAUUCAAGACUUGCUAUCCGAGAUGCAACAACAAGGAUUACAGCUAGAUGACACACUCGUGGCUCGUUUGAAAAAACAUGGCCUUGACAACAAUGUAAUAGAACAAUAUAAUAAAGUCUCAUGA